Alosa alosa (allis shad) is the source of this 2663-nucleotide messenger RNA. RefSeq names its product phospholipase A2 group III (gene pla2g3). Lineage: Eukaryota; Metazoa; Chordata; Actinopteri; Clupeiformes; Clupeidae. Gene Ontology annotation, molecular function: A2-type glycerophospholipase activity. The transcript has 7 exons. The coding region runs from base 386 to 2293 and encodes 635 amino acids. The record is from RefSeq and is a predicted model, not a curated record. Gene Ontology annotation, biological process: phospholipid metabolic process; arachidonate secretion.
ACCACAGAUCUCUUUAAACGGUGCUCGCACACCACAGUCACAGCCAGAUUUCUUUCAUCUGUGCUCGCAUAGAAAUCUCACUUCAAACUUUUUCACUAAGACAUCUAUCUAGCUUCUAACUCACAAGAUUCGACAACAGCUUGUGCUUAGUAACUCAAGACUGUGAGGUUUUAGUUCACCGAUUUAUUUAACGGCUUGUGUCAGUAAGCCAUCUCAAGUAAUACAGCAGGUAUUCAUAAUAAUACAGCAAAACUAUUCAUAUUGUAUAUAUCAUAUCGUAAACAAAUGGUAUUGUAACUAGUAAGGGCUCUUAGUUUACAUAGCUCCAAUCAGAUUCAUCCAGCUGGUCGUGUGAACUGACCCAGGGUCAGUAACUGGCCGUGAAAUGCCCAGGAAGACUGUAACGUUGGCAUGGUUGGCAUCGUACCUCCUGCCACUGCUCAGUGCCCUGCUGUCUGCCCCAGCUGCCCACGCUGAGAUACCAGGGGCAGCCGCUUUCUGCUUCUGGACCCGGACCCUGCAGGACGGGCGCACUCACCAGACGUUCCUACGCGGGCACCAGAGAGGGCAGCUGGUGCUGUACCACGCCUUGUGGGGACCCGACGGUCGGCCCCAGGAGUGUGUGACCAGCCGGGACUCCGCGGUUACCCACGGCUACCAGGCGGAAUGCCAGGAGAGCCGGCCGGAGCUCUUCAGCCGGAGACCCCAGAGGAGCUUUCACACACCCUCGCUGUUCCAGCCAGGAGUGUGUGUGGACGCGGACGUGGACGCGGGUGUGGGGGACAGUGCACCGGUCAGACACACUCGGGACCUGCUGACCCAGCAGUAUGCUCACACAAAAGGACCCAGACACGUCCGUGCGAAGAGAGGACUGAUUAUGAUUCCUGGAACUCUCUGGUGUGGCACAGGCAACAGGGCGGCAAACUACAGCGACCUCGGUGCCUUUCCACAGACAGAUGAGUGCUGUCGAGAACACGACCACUGCAAACACACCAUCACCUCCUUCAGCAUUGGCUACGGUGUCUUCAACAGAAACAUCUUCACCUUAUCUCACUGCGACUGUGAUAACAGGUUCAAACAGUGCCUGCAGCGGGCGGAAGACCCUAUGGGUUUCGUAGUGGGCUACGGCUACUUCAACCUGCUCAAGAUGAGAUGCUUCGAGUGGUCAAUGCAGAUGGAGUGCACGGAGCGCGCCUGGUGGGGCAGGUGUCUGUCGACUGGCCUGGUUCCUUAUGCUGAAGUGCAAGAGCCCACAGAUUACAACUCUACUCUUACAGAAAACGCCACACUGCCAUACUCAAACCAAAUUACCAAACUCUAUUCAGAAAUGACUACCAAACCAGACUCAGACCCAACUACCAAACCAGAUUCAGACCCAACUACCAAACCAGAUUCAGACCCAACUACCAAACCAGAUUCAGAACAUACUAAACCAGAUUCUGAACUUACUACCAAACCAGAUUCUGAACAUACUACCAAACCAGAUUCAGAUCAUACUACCAACCCAGAUUCAGCUCCAACUACCAAACCAGACUCAGAUCUAACUACCAAACCAGAUUCAGACCAUACUACCAAACCAGCCUCAGAUCUAACUACCAAACCAGAUUCAGACCUGACAACCAAACCCAAUCAAGACCGGUCAUCUGAACUCAACCUCACCAUAACACCACAGCCCAUCAUGCCCACUAUCAACCUCCCUGACACAAGAACUGACGCCUCAGAUGCUAGAACCGACCUCCUGAACAACAGAACCGAUGUCUUUGACCACACAGCCGAUCUCCGGGGAUCCACAGCCAGAAGCAGCCUCCUGCUCCCCACCACCACUGCUGCUGCGCCCACACCAUCAGGUCCUCUGCGUGUGUGUGGUGUGUAUAAGCUCCUGGAUGGCUGUAGACUACAGGUGCCACCUCUGCAGGAGGUCUUUGGUCUGAAGAACACAGAGUUACGCACACUCCAUCACUGCAACUGCACCAAAAGGUUAGCAGAGCACAUGCCAGUGCUGGAGGCUGCUGGGCUGCACACCCUGAUGUUGGACUUUGUGUCAGAGUCUUGCUUCAUCCUUGCACACACACAGAGCAAUGAUGCGCCACAGAGCAGUGCUGUACUGCUGCAAAUGCCAUUCUUCCAGCCAAGGCUAGGAUGGGACAAGCAUCCAGCAGGCCGGCGCCACCCACUGGACAGACCUCGCAAAUUCAGCCAGAGUAAACGGGCAAAGAGGAAAGACUUGGGGGUCAGGCUGUACCGUAAAUGCCUGAGAAUGCAUUCCCGGCUUCAGAAGCCAAAGCGGCAUUGAACUUGCAGAAUAACUGCUACAUGAGUCACCUGCGAAGAUCAGUUUAGCACAGAGCUCUCAGACACAAACGUUUCAGACUUUUUCCUCUGUGCUGUGCACAACCUAUCAGCUGGGUGUGUUUGACUACUUGUGGGUCACACUGAGGAGUCAUGAGAUAGGACACAUUCUGCUACAAUCUUGCAUACUGUUGCUUAAACCUUAAUCGUGUAUUGUAUAUUGUUGUAUAUAAUUGUAAAUACGAUACUGAGCGUAUUGAAUAUUUGGAAUGCCACUCAAGCUAUUCGGCAUAAUGUCAUCUGAAUGUUGUAUGGUAUGAAAGUUACAAAUCUGCAAGUGUAAAUAUUAUUUAAUAAAAGUUAUUUUGACUGAC